AUGACGAAGGCCCCAUUUUCUGUGGAAUGGCUCUCCCAGAGCAGCCAGAAGCCCUCCCAACUUGGCCAAGGUGGCUCCGAAGCUUCCAUUCGAGAGGGAGGCCGAGGCCCCCAGGGCCUCGUGGGGGGUCUUCUUUUUUCGGCUUCACCGGAGACUUCGGAGUCAGGGGGCCCCUCUACCAGUUCCGGGUCACCGGAGCUGCCCGCCGCUGGGGGUGUGGUGACAGGUCUGGGUGGGAAAGCCUAGACUUGCUAAGCGCCUCCUCCCUCCCAAGAAUCCAGGUCUCUAGGCGAGGAGGCCUCCCCUGAGGUCAGCAGUGGCAGCUGCGGCCUUUCGGAGGGCCCAAGGCCCGAACCCCAGUGCCGGGGCGCCCGCCGCCUGCGCACGGCCUUCACGACCAAGCAGAUCAGCACUCUGGAGAGCUCCUUCAAACGACACCACUACCUGGGCGCUGCCGAGAGGCGCAAACUGGCGGGCAAAAUGCAACUGUCAGAAGUUCAGAUAAAAACCUGGUUCCAGAAUCGUCGCAUGAAAAUGAAGCGUCAGCUGCAGGACCUAAGGCCCCCGGAGCCGCCUCCAGCCUUCCCCCUUCACCUGUAUAGUCCCCUGGUAAUGCGCUCCGCACCAAUGCCGCCGCCAAGCCUGCCCUACGUGUACCCCAGUGCUCCGCAGCUCCGGCUCCCCAGCCUCGUCCAGGAGUCUUUUGCAGGCGGUCUGGCCCUCCCGCCCCUGUCCCCUCUGCCCUUAUCCCCCAGCUCCUGCAAAGUGGCUCCUGCUGGCAUCCAGUCGGCGCUGGCCUGUCUGCUGAGCGGCUGCCCAGACCAGGCUUCCUUUCUGAGAACAAUGUGA
Molecule: messenger RNA, 849 nt
Organism: Dromiciops gliroides (monito del monte)
Lineage: Eukaryota; Metazoa; Chordata; Mammalia; Microbiotheria; Microbiotheriidae
Gene: VENTX
Product: VENT homeobox
Exons: 3
Biological process (GO): regulation of transcription by RNA polymerase II; cell differentiation
Cellular component (GO): nucleus
Molecular function (GO): DNA-binding transcription factor activity, RNA polymerase II-specific; RNA polymerase II cis-regulatory region sequence-specific DNA binding
Source: RefSeq, a predicted model, not a curated record